Messenger RNA from Neomonachus schauinslandi (Hawaiian monk seal), 1646 nucleotides. It is a transcript of the gene GPANK1, whose product is annotated as G-patch domain and ankyrin repeats 1. Lineage: Eukaryota; Metazoa; Chordata; Mammalia; Carnivora; Phocidae. The transcript is spliced from 3 exons. The record is from RefSeq and is a predicted model, not a curated record. The coding region runs from base 441 to 1496 and encodes 351 amino acids. Gene Ontology annotation, molecular function: nucleic acid binding; protein binding.
GGUGUGAGAACCGGGACGGCCCCGUGCGCUAACCUGAGGUAGCACCAGCCAUUCUGCUGCUCGUCCCCUUGCACUUCUCCAUUUCCUCUUAGGGCUUGAAUGGGGCCUUCUGCUGCGGGCACUAAGUGUGACCUUCGAACCCUGGUCAGAAUAAUGUCACGCGUGCGUGUUCGGGUCGUGUGGCUAUUUGAUCGUCAGCUCCUUUGCUUAGAGUAGCCCCGUUUCGCCGUUCGGAGACCACAAAGUCACGGAGACUGGAGCUUCUCCCCCAAAUCUGCUUACUUCUGUAGAAGCGUUAAAGUCUGUUUUUCUUUGGGAAGACCAGACCCCGACAUAGGAUCAGGGAAGAUUUAAAGGGCAGUGCAGAGCCACCAAGGGAUUGGCUUGCUUGUCUCAUAUUCCCUUUAUCUAGUCUCAUCUUUUCAGUUCUCCCAAAAGCCAUGUCCAGGCCCUCCCUCAUCACCUUCACCCCAGCCACCAACCCCAGCGACCUCUGGAAAGAUGGGCAGCAGCAGUCACAGCCUGAAGAGCUGGAGCCCACCUUGGAUGGGGCUGCAGCCCGGGCUUUCUAUGAGACCCUGAUUUCAGAUGAGAGCAGUGUCUCUGAAUCCCAGAGAUCUCAGCCUGAACCUGCCAGUAAGAGAAAGAGGAAGAAGAGAAGAAUGAUGAGGGAAGCUGCUUCAGGAGCCUCGGGAGGACAUGGACAAAGGAGAUCCCUUGAGGCAGAGGACAAGAUGACCCAGUGGAUACUGAGGGCGGCUCAGGAGGGUGACCUGGCAGAACUAAGAAGGCUGUUGGAUCCCCGUGAGGCAGGGGGAGCCGGGGGCAAUAUCAACACUCGGGAUGCCUUCUGGUGGACCCCCCUGAUGUGUGCUGCUCGAGCAGGCCAGGGGGCUGCUGUGCGUUAUCUCCUGGGCCGUGGAGCUGCCUGGGUGGGCGUCUGUGAGCUGGGUGGCAAGGAUGCUGCUCAGCUGGCUGAAGAAGCAGGUUUCUCUGAGGUGGCGCGCAUGGUCAGAGAGAGCCAUGGAGAGAUGAGGAGUCCAGAGAACCGGUCCCAAUCCCCGUCCCUCCGGUACUGUGAGACCUGCAAUGCCCACUUUCAAGACUCUAACCAUUACACAUCCACUGCUCAUCUGCUGUCACUGCCCCGUGAUCUCAGGUCCCCCAACCUGCCCCUUGGGGUUCCCACCUCCAGCCCAGGCUUCAAGUUGCUGCUGAGGGGAGGCUGGGAGCCUGGAAUGGGGCUGGGACCUCGGGGUGAAGGCCGCACCAACCCCAUCCCCACUGUCCUCAAGAGGGACCAGGAAGGAUUAGGCUACAGAUCAGUGCCCCAACCCCGAGUCACACACUUCCUGGCUCAAGAUACUCGGGCCGUGGCUGGGAGGGAGAGAGCCCCUCGGGUGACCACACUGAGCCGGAGGGAGGAGAGAAGGCAGGAGGAGAAGCACAGGGCCUGGGAGCGGGAUCUGAGGACAUACAUGAACCUUGAGUUCUGACCUUGGUAAGGUCUGAUCCUGGUCUAUUGCUGAAGUCUGAACUUGGACCUAGGCCCUUUGGCUUUUACUUCCUGGGGUCUGUCCAGGUCCCAGACCCUCAGAUUUUAGUCAGUGGGCUCUGUCUUUGGGAGAGAGGAGCUGAGAGCUGAA